Arachis stenosperma is the source of this 483-nucleotide messenger RNA. Its product is annotated as peptide methionine sulfoxide reductase B5-like. Gene Ontology annotation, molecular function: peptide-methionine (R)-S-oxide reductase activity. NCBI's taxonomy places the organism in Eukaryota, Viridiplantae, Streptophyta, Magnoliopsida, Fabales, Fabaceae. The transcript is spliced from 3 exons. Gene Ontology annotation, biological process: protein repair; response to oxidative stress. The record is from RefSeq and is a predicted model, not a curated record. Bases 1 to 483 code for a protein of 160 amino acids.
AUGGACUUUUAUUGGAACUCUGUUUCAUUAGUGAUGGAUUAUUCUAAAGAAGUGGCAUUUGGUCAUUACAAGGUGCUGCUCUUGCUAUAUUCUAUUAUUCUAUUACUUCAUCAUCUCUGCCAGCGCAACCUUACUUGCUGCUUUCUGCUUUGGCUCCCUUCGUCUCUGAUUGAAGGGUACUGGAAAUAUAACAAGUUUUAUGAAGAAGGAGUUUACAACUGUGCUGGGUGUGCAACUCCUCUUUACAAGUCUUCCACUAAAUUUGACUCCGGUUAUGGUUGGCCUGCUUUCUUUGAGGGUUUACUUGGUGCCAUCAAUCGCUCACCAGACCCAUAUGGGAGGAGGACUGAGAUAACUUGUGCAACAUGUGGUGGCCAUUUGGGUCAUGUUUUCAAAGGAGAGGGGUUCAAGACACCCACUGAUGAACGCCAUUGUGUUAAUAGUGUUUCCGUUAAGUUUAUUCCAGCUAAUUCUGCUGCUUAA